Messenger RNA from Nipponia nippon (crested ibis), 689 nucleotides. NCBI's taxonomy places the organism in Eukaryota, Metazoa, Chordata, Aves, Pelecaniformes, Threskiornithidae. The record is from RefSeq and is a predicted model, not a curated record.
AUGUCGGAUGAAUACACGGAUGAUAAUGCCCUGAUUCCGAAGAACUCAUCGGUAAUUGUUAGAAGAAUCCCUAUUGGAGGAGUUAAAGCUACCAGCAAAACAUAUGUUAUAAGUCGAACUGAGCCAGUGAGUGGAACAUCAAAAGCAGUAUGUAAAAACACAAUCUCACACUUUUUUCUACACACUGCACUUAAUUCUAAACAAUGUAGUCUUUUAUUAAUUUUCCGAACAUUAACUUAAUAUAUUUUCCAGUAAAACGUAGUAUAUGUUGUACAUACAAUGUAUUUGAUUCAGCAUAGUAAAAACAGUAAUGCCAUCAUUUGCACAGUUCUAAUGUGAAUACUGGUAUUUGUGCCUAGUAAUGCAUUGUAUUUCAUAUUGAAUAUGCUAGAAUAUUUCCUGUAUGACUUUGUGUUGUACAGAUAAUGUAUGAUCGUUUUUAGAUCAUGUAGGUUCAAGGUUUGCACAAUUGAACAUGGUGCCAUGUUCUACAUCUGUCUGUCUAUAGCUAGUAAUAUGUAUGUUUGUAUAGGUUGUUGUGUGCUUUUUGUUUCUUGCAAUAAAAAUUGUUUGGAGUGUAUUUUUUGCCAUUUUCACAUUGUAUCACUUAGCUUUUGUUUUUAAAUACUUUUUUUUUGCCUAAUGGUUUUUGAAAAUGUUAUCAAAAACCGCUGAAAAACCAUUAUUGU